AUGGACGAGGAGGAGAUUGAGGGGGUGCCGGCCUUCUUCCACCGCCACCCUCUCCUCCUCUGCUUCCUCCUCUUCCUCGCCUUCACCUACGCCUUGGUCUACCCCGUCUUCGCCUUCAUCCUCGCCGCCGCCCCCGUCCUCGUCCUCACCGCCCUCCUCCUCGGCCUCGUCCUCCUCCACAGCGUGCCCCAGGACCACGACCCACAUGUCUACAACAAGAUCAGCCACCGCCCACCUCAAGUCCAACCAAGCACCACAGGCGCCAUCACCACACAUCACCACCGACCCUCCCACGAAUCCAGCGACUCCUCCUCCUCCGUCGACGAAAAUGACCACCACCCACCCACCGUGUCCAACGCCACCUCGCACGCCUCCUUCCCCGACACCGCCGCCAACAGCGAAUCAGAAUCAACCGACUCUGACCACGAAGAAAGGCAGCACAACCACCAGCGCUCCGAGAAAAAGGACGCGGUGCGGGCCGUCGCGUGGACGGCUGAUGACGCCAAGAGCAUCGAGAACAUCGGCUCGCUCGAGCUCGAGAUGAACGCCACCGUCGAGAAGCUCAUGUCCAGGCGCCGCGCCCGCGGCCACCAGCGACCUCUCCACCACCACCACCAGCAGCAGCACGUCAUGGAGCUUGACGACCCGUCCAAGCUCAGCAUCGCCACCAGGAAGAGGAACCCCUUCGACCUCGACGGGCCCUACGACGAAGACGACAACUUCCCCGACUCCGCACCCUCCAUGCUCGGCCUACGCCCCUCGCGCAACCCCUUCUUCGAUGAUAUGGACGACGAUCUCCAGCACCAAGCACCACCGGAGCCGUCGUCCAUCCCAGGGGCCCCGGCAGCGCAGAAGAAUGCCAUGCUGUUCCGACGGCAUGAGAGCUUCACCGUGGGUGCGCCGUACGUGAGCGACUUCCGGCCAUCCCGCUUCAGGCCCUACUUCGUCACCGAGAAGAUGCAGGGCCAGCCGGUGACGGUUCCCGAGGCCAGCCGCGAGAGCAGCUCCUCGUCCACGUCUUCCUCCUCUGCGGGUGCCACUGCUUAUGCCUAUGCCUAUGCCUAUGCCUACGCCUCCGCCAACAAAGAAGAAGAGGCAGCAGCAGAACAAGAAGAAGCUUUGGCAGCAGUAGAAGCAGAAGCAGCAACAAUGUUGGAGGAGGUGAAGCCUACCGUUGAGUACAGCAGCAGGUCUCAUGAGGUGGCGGCGGUGGACGUGGAGCUCAUCAGCGACUCUUCCGACGACGACAUGACACUGCCUGGUGGUGGCCAUGCCCAUAAAGGGCAGCAUGUACAGGCACAGCAGCAGCAGCAGGAGGAGGAGGAGGUGGCUGAGCAGGAGCAGCAAAUGACGAUGGAGCAGGAGCAGGAGCAGCGAAUGAAGCAGGAGCAGCGAAUGAAGCAGCAGUUGGCUGAGCAGGAGCAGCGGAUGAAGCAGGCGGCUGAGCAAGAGCAGCAAAUGAAAAUGCAAAUGCAGCAGCAGCAGCAGCAGCAGCUGGCGUUAUCAGACGACGACGAGGGGGAUUCGUUUGAGGUGGAGAGCAUCACGAAACAAGUAGCAGCAGCGGCAGCGGGCAAAACCAAACAGCUUGAGACAGAUCCUGCAUACGACUAUAGCCCGUCAAAGACGGAGAAGGCAGCAUUUGCCCAGUUACCUCCUCCGGCGCCGCCAAAUAAGCUGCAGACGAUGCGGAGAGUGUUCUCAGAAGAAGACGCGGACGAGCCAUGGGCAGCGCCGAGCGGACUGGAGGAGACAGCUGAGGAUGAGGGCAGGGAGCAAGACCCUCCUCUUUCUGCUCCUGCUGCUGGUGCUGCCCCUCCUCUUUCUGCGGCCGCCAAGAAAGCUAUCGGCAAGUCCACCAAGUACAAGCCGCCAUCCAAGAAGGCAGUCUUAGGCUUCUUCCGCAAGUGA
Triticum turgidum subsp. durum (durum wheat) is the source of this 1911-nucleotide messenger RNA. The record is from the annotation of a GenBank genome assembly. NCBI's taxonomy places the organism in Eukaryota, Viridiplantae, Streptophyta, Magnoliopsida, Poales, Poaceae.